Prunus persica (peach) is the source of this 2583-nucleotide messenger RNA. RefSeq lists its product as uncharacterized. The coding region runs from base 165 to 1616 and encodes 483 amino acids. The record is from RefSeq and is a predicted model, not a curated record. The transcript has 3 exons. Lineage: Eukaryota; Viridiplantae; Streptophyta; Magnoliopsida; Rosales; Rosaceae. Gene Ontology annotation, molecular function: acetylglucosaminyltransferase activity.
GAGAAAACUUAAGCAAGAAUCAUGGACUUGAAAACCUUUUAAAACUCUCAAACCUCAAAAAACAAAAACAAAAAUUAUUGAGAGAGCUCUGGUUGGAUUGUUAUUAGGGAAUGUUUUUCUUUCUCCCUUUUAUUUAGUUAAUCACUUUGCCUUCAUCCUUCAAAAUGUGUUCUCUACUGUCCAUCAAAUCUAGCUCAUCUCAACCAAAACUAGCUUUAUGCAACUCUUUUCUAGCUAUUUCAGCACUAAUCCUACUAUCUUUUUAUAUAUUUUUCUUUGACAAAUCACACAAUAACCAACCUUUAAAUCUCUUGGAAGCCUUCCAGAAAAGCUGUCCGGCAGCUAAUACAAGUUCCCCUAGUCCCCUACCACCUACCAAUCUAAACCACAUUGUGGUCGGAAUUGUUGGCUCCAUGAACACAUGGAAGAAGAAGAAAGCAUACACUGAAGCAUGGUGGAAACCUAAUGUUACCCGCGGUUACCUCUUUUUAGAUCGAGCUCCUAAACCAGAAUUUCUACCAUGGCCUUCAUCUGCUCCUCCUUUUCGAAUCAGUGAGGACAUCACCGGAUUCAAAGUGUACCCAAAAAUUGUGAGGCCAGACCAAGUACGAAUUAUACGUACAAUUUUGGAGACAUUCAGAGAGGGUGACAAAGAUGUGAGAUGGUAUGUAAUGGCGGAUGAUGAUACCAUCCUUUUUGUUGAUAACUUAGUUGAGGUUCUUGCAAAGUAUGACCACACUAAGUACUAUUACAUUGGUUCCAGUUCGGAAUGUAUUAAGUCUAACUUCGAUUUUUCCUUCGAUAUGGCGUUUGGCGGCGGUGGUUAUGCUUUGAGCUACCCGUUGGUGGCAACAUUGGCAACAAAGUUGGAUGAGUGUAUUGAGAGAUAUCCAUACUUGCGGGUCAGUGAUUUUAUGUUACAUUCAUGUUUGGCUGACUUGGGAGUCGCUCUAACUCAAGAAAAGGGGUUUCACCAGAUUGAUCUCCAUGGUGACAUAUCAGGUCUUCUAUCAUCUCAUCCACAAUCUCCUCUCCUCUCCCUCCACCACAUUGACACCAUAGACCCAAUCUUCCCCUUCAUGAGCCGCUCUGAGUCCAUUAACCACCUCAUGAGGCCAGCAAAAGUUGACUCUUCUCGUCUUCUUCAACAAACCAUCUGCUACCACAGACCAAGCAAUUGGUCUUUCUCAAUCUCAUGGGGCUAUUCUGCUCACAUUUAUGAGAACAUAAUUCCCCGGAGCAUUUUACGGAGACCCCUCGAGACAUUUAGGCCUUGGAAGAAUUCAAUAAGACCGCCAUUCUACAUGUUCAAUACCCGGCUAACUUACAAUGAUCCAUGUCAAGCUCCUCAUCUGUUUUCCUUUGAUUCUAUUGCUGAGAAUGUUAAAGGGAACCAAACUAUUACAACUUAUUCACGAACAGCUCCACGUGGUUUGCCACCUUGUUCUUCAAGUGGAAACCACUCGGCGGAUUUUAUCACCAAAAUUCAGGUUACUUUGCCUGCAAUACGUUUGGAGGCCAGAGGGAUAGACUGCUGUGAUAUAGCAUAUGCACCUGACAUUAACACUACUCAACUUAUAUACAGAGCUUGCAUGGAGGGUGAAAUUAUUGCCUAAUGUAAAAUUAACUAAGGACAUCAUAUUAAUUUAACUACCAAAAAUACCCUUAGUACACCGUAAUACACUCUAUCACAACACUAAACCAAUUCGAAAACUGGCUGCGGAACACUCCAUCAGAUGGAGGCAGCAGUUGUUUUCGAAGAGGGGACCACACUGACGAACUCUCUGCAAUCAUUUAUCCAAGGAUUCUAGGUAGAAGGACUAACGUCACCCAUUGCAUUCGUAUCAAUAAUGUAUGAUUAAGAGUCCUGAGACUGAAAAUCAUAGUGAAGGCAGUGCGAUAAGAUUGCUUCAUCUUUCAAUAUUUGCAAUUCCUCCCAAUAAUAUUUGGUUAAUUGAAAACAAUAGCAUGUAUUUGGUGAUCAGCCGUUUUGAUCUCUAACGUUUGUAUACCAGAAUUAUAUUAUACAAUCUAUUAUUACAAAUAAAUAUUUAGUUGAAGCGUACUUUUUUUGUUUGCUUCGAUCUUGACUGGUUUCAUUGCUUUAUAUCUUUGAGACGGAAAAAAUGGGACACCAUGGACGAGAUACGAACACAAAAUAGUUACUUGUAUGUCUUAGGGCCCGUUUGAUAAUCAUUUCAAUUUUAUUUUUUACUUUUUAUUUUUUAUUUUUUAUUUUUGUGCUAGAGUAUGUUGGCAUAUGCGUGAGUUCAGGAAAGUGAUUUCCUAAUUAGUGUAGUUGACUAAUUAUUGUACAAUUAGGACUUUGUUUCCUAGUUUAUUUCGUUUCCUUGUUAAACCUGUAAAAUCCUAUGUAAACAUAUAAAUAGCUCAUUAUGGAGAGGAAUAGAAUUGAAUCAGUUUUACCUAAAGACAUAUUUCUACUUGGUAUCAGAGCCACCGAUCUUGUGGUUUCUUGUUUAUCCCAAACCCUCUAAUUGAAUCCAAACCUAUAUUGAGUUCAUACGUUUUUCAUCCAUCCUCCACAUAUAUUGAGGUCAUACUUCCACACCAUCAAUUUCC